CCCCGCGGUGAGGCGGCCAUGGCGGCCGAGGAGGCGCCCGAGCACAACCCCUUCUCCUUCCGCGAGUUCGUGCGCAGCAAGGCUGCGCGGCCCGGGCUGAGCCUCGGCUCCUUCCCGCUGCCGCACCCGGCAGCGCUCGCGGAGGCGCGGGACGAGGAGGAAGAGGAGGAUGAGGAGGAGGAGCAGGGCUGGAGCGGGGCUUACCUGCCCGCCGCCGUGGAGCGGGCCCAGCUGGGCCCGGCGGGCAGCGCGGGGUUGCCGUCCCUGGCAGCGCCCCCGGCCCCGCGGCAGCCCAGCUACCGGGAGCUGAAAGAAGAGAAUGCCAGUUUGAGAAGCAAGAUCUAUAAGCUUCAGAUUUUCUCUGAAACUCAAGCAGACAAGAUGAGGAAGCUUGAAAGAAAGCUUGAGGAAAACCAAAUCAAGGAAGAGAAAGAGGCACGGGAUUUGGAAGCCAUGGUGCAGCACGUGGAACAAAAUCUCCAGCUGAUGACUAAACGGGCUGUCAGGGCAGAAAGCAGUGCCACCAAACUGAAGCAGGAGAAUGCUCUGCUGCAGGUUCAGCUGAAGAAUUGCCAGGCAGAGAAUGAAGCCCUGAGGGGGCAGUCAGCCAGCCUGGCUGCUGUGAAGCAGAACACAGACCUGGCCCUGCAGAACCUUCUCACUGUCAUCUCCAGCUCCCGCUCCUCCAUCAGGCAGCUCCUCUCGGGAGCGGAAUCCCUGGAGCUCGUCGCCGACCUGCUGCGAUGCACGGACAGAGUCUCUGAGGUGCCGGCGGAGGGGCCGUGAGGCGGCGGCGCGGCCUCUGGCGCCGGGAACUGCGCUGUCUCGCGGGGCCCGGUCCUUAAAGAGCUGCUUCCCUGA
Messenger RNA from Apus apus (common swift), 861 nucleotides. RefSeq names its product endosome associated trafficking regulator 1 (gene ENTR1). Bases 19 to 786 code for a protein of 255 amino acids. Gene Ontology annotation, biological process: positive regulation of cilium assembly; positive regulation of protein localization to cilium; regulation of cytokinesis. The record is from RefSeq and is a predicted model, not a curated record. The transcript is spliced from 7 exons. NCBI's taxonomy places the organism in Eukaryota, Metazoa, Chordata, Aves, Apodiformes, Apodidae. Gene Ontology annotation, cellular component: centrosome; early endosome; recycling endosome.